CACCUUCAACCUCACACCAUACUCAGUAUGUUGCAUUUUGUGACUUGCGUAAUCUACUGUACAGGCAAUCUAUCUUAGUGCUUCUUUAGUGGUGGUGGCGCUAGGGGCAGUUAGGGCUGACAGGUUCCCAACUCCGCACUUCGACCCUCCCAACCGACUUAGUCGAUCUGUCCCAUGGUGAUAUUACCGGAGAUCACCCAAUAGUUCCCUGUCCAUCACUCACCCCUCACCUCGCUUCUAUAUCGCAAUACACUAGUGCUGACCGCAGUGCCUCAGCAGCCCCGGCAAAAGCUGAAUUCCAGUGUUACAUCCAAGAAUUUGUGUAAUUAUCGGACCACCAAUGGCAUCGGUCGAUCGUAUGGUUGAAAACAUCCCCAGCUGCGACAGCGGACGAGAAGGGAAAGGAGGGAUUGAACCGUUGUACAGACCGACAAAGGGCGAUGGCGCAUUAUAAAAUGUGUUUAAAAAAUAGCCAUCACCUCCACUAAUUCUUCGGUUCAGACAGUUGACCCUGAGUUAUUCCUUCAUCUUCAUACAUAAUGGCUGAGACCGUUGCCGACCUGACAGCCGCUGUCAACGCAGCCCUGUCCAAGCUCUCUCCCACUGAUGAUAUUCCUGACCCAGCUCGUCUCCAGCUCCUCGAGGCAUUGGACAAAUUGCGUGGGGUCGUCGAGCCCCCUAUCCAGUCCCUUCUGAAUAUCUGCUGGGCGGCCCAUCCCCUGGUUGCCAUCCGAACGGCGAUUGGGAUGGGAGUUUUCGAUGCGUUUGCCGCUGCCGGCGGUGCUGAGUUGACUGUCGACGAGUUGAACGAAAAGACCAAGGGCGACAAGGACCUGCUGGUUCGGAUUAUGCGGCUUCUGAGCGCCAAUCGCCUCUUUACUGAAACCGGGGGGGAUAAAUACCUGCCCCAGCCCUUAGCACUAGGCUUCGCGACCGGCGCUCCGCCCAGUGAGGUAAUCAAAAAUUUCCACAUGGUAUUGCGGGCCACAGCGUACACGCACGAAUUUUUGGAAGCCAGAGGGUACCAGAGCCCAGAUGACGCGUACGACACCCCCUUCCAGCGGGCGUACGGCACCAAGCUACACCACUUUGAGUGGCUGGCACAGCACCCAGAGGAGCAGCAUGCCUUCAACACGGUGAUGGAGACUGGGAACCGGGCGGUGGAGGGUGAGCAAUGGUACGACUUCUACCCCUGGGAGGAGCGGCUGGCCAGUGAGGCAGACCGCGUGCUCCUGGUUGACAUCGGCGGGGGCAAGGGUCACGACCUCGUGCGCUUCAAGGAGAAGAAGAACCCCGCUGGCCGCCUGAUUUUGCAGGACCUCUCCGAGGUCAUCCAGGAUAUCCAGGCCCCGCUCACCCAGGGCAUCGAGGCCCAGGGCUACAGCAUGUUCGAUCCGCAACCCGUCCGUGGCGCCAAGGCCUACUACAUGCGCACCGUGCUGCACGACUGGCCCGACAAGCAGGCCCUGCAAGCCCUGCAGCGCAUCCGGGAGGCGAUGGCCGACGAUUCAGUGCUGUUGAUUAACGAGAAUAGCGUGCCCGAGACUGGCGUUCCCCGGUUUAAUGCUAGCGUCGACCUCAUCAUGAUGACCAUGUUCUCGUCUCUGGAGCGCACGGAAACGCAAUGGUUGAGUCUUCUGGAGCGUGCCCAAUUCAAGGUCAUUAAGGUAUGGCGAGCGGAUAACCAGGGGGUGGGAUCUAAUGCUUUGUUUGAGGCUGUUCCUGUUUAGAUAGGUAGUUCUACCGUUCAAGAAGCUAUGAUUGAUUCCCUGACCUUGAUAUAUGCGCUCAUUUGCCCGGUUUAUUGUUCGCGUUUGAGCGCCGCUACCCGUUGCGCUCUUGGCUACGAAUCUCUCCUCCUUAUUCUAGAACAACAGCAGAG
Molecule: messenger RNA, 1882 nt
Organism: Aspergillus pseudonomiae
Lineage: Eukaryota; Fungi; Ascomycota; Eurotiomycetes; Eurotiales; Aspergillaceae
Product: S-adenosyl-L-methionine-dependent methyltransferase
Exons: 4
Coding region: 540-1730 (396 amino acids)
Molecular function (GO): O-methyltransferase activity
Source: RefSeq, a predicted model, not a curated record